GAGCUUCUCCCAUUGGCUGACUGGAGCCAGUAGGCGGAGAACCAACCCUCCAGAACUCAGCUUGCAUCUCACCGGCUGUGGAGAGGUGAUUUCGUCCUUAACAAGUAGUCUAACGUCUACAAGUCUGCGACUUUCUAAUAUGCCAGAUACGUCGAGGAAGAGUUAAAUAAGUGUGAUGGCGAUUCGGCACCAUUAGACACCCCAUGCACCCAUUAUACGGCGAAGGACACGGUUACUACCGCUACGGCGGAUAUGGGGGUAUGGGUGUGAACAGUAUACACGCACCCAACGCGGUGUCGGGCUACAACUCGCCCAGAUCUUCGACCGGUAACGGGAUGGUUCGGCCCGCACCCUACGGACCUUCGUACGCCACUCAGGCCAGCCAGCAAGUAGCAGGCAAGGAGAUGGUCAAGCCGCCAUAUUCCUACAUAGCAUUGAUAGCCAUGGCAAUCCAGAAUGCGCCGGACAAGAAGAUAACCCUGAAUGGAAUCUAUCAAUACAUUAUGGAUCGCUUCCCGUAUUAUCGGGAGAACAAACAGGGAUGGCAAAACUCCAUACGUCACAACCUGAGCUUGAACGAGUGCUUCGUUAAAAUACCACGAGACGAUAAGAAACCCGGUAAAGGAUCGUUCUGGACUCUAGAUCCCGAUAGCGAUAACAUGUUCGAUAAUGGAAGCUACCUGAGACGAAGGAGGAGAUUCAAGAAGAAGGAUGCCGGCAAAGAUAAAGAAGAGAAGAAAAAACAGGUAGAGAACGCGAGUCAGAAAGUUAACGAGGACGAACUCGAUAGUUUAAGCGAAGCAAGGAAUAAUGAAGGAGUAGGCCAAGGUUCCGUGCAGUGUACGGUAGCACCCAAAGUGGAGCCUAGAGAAACUUCUGCAAUUACGUCUUGUUUAAAACAAGAAUAUCCUUACGACAACAAGACGAGUCCGACAGCUGCAUCCCUGGCUCCAUCCGUCACAUCUCCUGUUCCUUCCACUUCCACCACAAUAUUGAACGGUGACGCCAUAGAGUCGAACGCGUACGCCAUCGACUCUUUAAUGUCCGGUAGAAGCCAAUCGCCUAAUCUUUCGACGGUCCUACUCGACGUCACCUCCAUGGGACAGUGCGGGGUCAACAACGGUUACAACGCUAGACACUCCAUGUACACUUGCCAGCCCACUUGCACCACGACCUGUACCACGUACCCCACUCCACCCUCGCCCGUGGGUUACAGCAACGGGAGGACCGUCACCCUGGACGACGUGUCUUCUUCCUAUCUGGGGUGUUCCAUCGUGGGGCUGACGUCUUCGUCGGGGCACAAUUAUGUUACGAAUCGGACGGCGCAAAACUCGUCUACCACCAAUACUUGGUACACCCUUCCGGCCGAAACUGUGGGGGGCGAGGCUACCUAUAGGGAAAUGUACGAUCCCCAACGACUUCUCAACUCGUCCCCCGUCGGUACGUCCAACCCGAACUGUCAACUAAACUAUGGAGGAACGUAUCAGUUCAGGACAACUACAGCAUACGGUAGUUACGACUGUGCAAGAUACUGAUACUUAAAGACAUGUUUAUGUGAGUGUAAAUACAUUUUAAACACAGAGUUUUAGAGAAAAAAAUAUAUAACGUGUCUUUGUGUUCGACGUUACGUCACGAAAUCCUGACAGAAUUUGGACAACAUGGUAAAUUACUUUCACUUUUUUUUUCCUGUUGAUUGUAUCGAGAAUGUCUCAUUAUCUAUUUUCAGUUAAGUGUGACAAACACCAAUUUUGCCAUUAAACUAAAUAAUUAGAUUGCUUGACUCCAGUAACAAUUGUUUCAAAAUCUACAUAUCAUAUCACACAAUAUUUAAAAUAUAUAUAUUUAAAUGGGGAGCAACCCGUGAUAGUUCGGCUUUAUGUAUAAGCACUAAGUUAUUAAGGAGAAACUUUACGUGUUUGGAGGAAUUUUAGCAACUAGAUAAUCUGUCACACAGUCACUGUGUUACUCAUCACGUCUUUCGAUCGCACUUCUGCUUAGUAUAUACAGUUUUUACUUCUUGGGGAGUUAGCAAUAUCAGCAAAUGUUAAUUUUGAAUUGGCAUUGGAUGUAUGCCAAAGGAGGUUUGCAUUCGAUCUAAAUUCUGUUCAACAACUAUUUAUCUAUAUUAAAUCGUUGUUCUAGUUAUAAUAUUAAGCUGUAUUUUAUAUUCGACCAUUAAAUAAUUAUCUAGAAAUUAGUUUUGUAAGUGGCAAAAUUGAUUAUUAUCGUCGCCAUUCGGUAGGCCUAUAGUUAUAUCCUGUUUUUUUUUUUU
This is a messenger RNA of Centruroides sculpturatus (bark scorpion), 2272 nucleotides long. RefSeq names its product forkhead box C1-A-like. The coding region runs from base 204 to 1535 and encodes 443 amino acids. Gene Ontology annotation, biological process: cell differentiation; regulation of transcription by RNA polymerase II; anatomical structure morphogenesis. Gene Ontology annotation, molecular function: RNA polymerase II cis-regulatory region sequence-specific DNA binding; DNA-binding transcription factor activity, RNA polymerase II-specific. The transcript has a single exon. NCBI's taxonomy places the organism in Eukaryota, Metazoa, Arthropoda, Arachnida, Scorpiones, Buthidae. The record is from RefSeq and is a predicted model, not a curated record.